AUGUAUGCUAUGCUGAAGGCUUCUGGCUAUUAUACAACUCAGAUGAUCCACUCAGAGAAAUGUGGAGAAUCUUCAAUAAUGAAGGAGACAGUGGAGAAAGCUGUGCUGUUGCGUGGCCAUGAAAAUGGUUUAUCACAUGUUCCAUCUCUGGUCCUGCAUGAGCUGAGUUUGUUCUAUAAGAGAGAUGCCAAUGGAGUUGGUGUCUUGUAUGACCUGCUCAGAUCUCCAUGGCUGCAGGCUCUUCUAAAGGUUUAUGAAUGCCUUCAUCUGUAUAUCAAAAGGAGACCGGUUUCACUCACACCACAGGCACAAGCACUGACCCAUGAGGUGGUGGAGUUAUUGCUUGGAGUCCAACAGUCCCUUGAGGUUAAAGAGCUGCGGCGACUUCUCUGAGGUUCCUAUUUCAAGGCCUUACUGUUGGCUCAUGAUACUGUGGCCCAGAAGGAUUAUGAACCAAUUCUUCCACCUCUGCCAGAUCACAUCUCUGAAAAUGAGGAGGCGAUGAGAAUUGUCUGUCUGGUGAAAAACAAGCAACCCCUGGGUGCCACUAUCAAACACCAUGAGCUAACAGGAGAUAUUACAGUCGCAAGAGUAAUCCAUGGUGGAUUGGCAGAUAGAAGUGGGUUGUUAUACGCUGGAGACAAACUGGUAGAAGUGAAUGGAGUUCCAGUGGAUGGACUUCAGCCAGAGCAAGUUAUCCAUAUUCUGACACUGUCCCAGGGAACUGUUAUGUUCAAACUGAUUCCAGUUUCCGAUCGACCAAUCAGCAAUCAAACAACGCUCUAUGUGCGAGCAAGCGAUUACUGGCCUCUUCAGGAUCUGGCCAUUCCAUGUGCUGAUGCAGGAUUGCCAUUUAAAAAGGGAGACAUUCUUCAAAUUGUGGACCAGAACGAUGCCGUCCGGUGGCAGGCAAGGAAAGUCUCAGACCUCAGUGCUUGUGCUGGACUCAUUCCUUCAAACCACCUUCUGAAGAGAGGUGUGCCUGGCACCUUCACUGUGCAGUUUUUGGCGAAUGCUAAAGACGUGCCUCUUUACCCUGGCCGAUGGCAUUUGAGAUACGAUGACCUGCCAAUUGAUGAGAAGUGUGUAGAAACAGAUGAGGAGACUUUUGAGUCUGAAGAGGAAGAAUUCAGUGGAUCUGGUCAGCAGGUCUUCAAUACUGGUUUCCGGAGAAGAAUGCGCCUGUACCGCCAAAAAUCCCAUAACCACCACCUGCUGUGCUAUACCUGGUGCCCCAGUGGCUGCUGCAGUGCUGUAGCAGCACCUUACGAAGAAGUGGUGAGAUACCAGAGACACCCUGGUGAUAGAAACAGAGUGAUUGUGCUAGUAGGUCCUUCAGGUGUUGGAGUGAAUGAGCUACGGUGGCGUCUCAUUGGUGUAAACCCUCAUCACUUUCAAAGUGCAGUGCCACAUACAACUCGUGCUCAAAAAAGCUAUGAAGAGAAUGGUCGGGAGUAUCACUAUGUAUCGAAGAAAACCUUUGAAAAUAUGGAGGAAGAUCUGCAGGAGAUGGAAGAGUCAGCUAAGAAAAUGGAAACUCUGUUUGGUCAGUUCUUUGAUCAGGUUAUUGUGAAUGACGAUUUACAGGAGGCUUGCAUGCAGCUACUGUCCACUGUGCACCAAGCACAGGAUGAACCUCAGUGGGUCCCAUCCAGAUGGAUAUGCUCAGAAAAUCAGCUGUAAUUCUCAGGCCUAGGCAGUUUAAGAAAGAUUAUAGUUCAUGCUUUACUGCAACAAUAAUAAAUGCUGGGAUUGCUAGAGAGAAUAUAUCAUUUUUUUCAAGGAAUUUAGAGAGGAUUAGUCAAAAAGCUAUUGCAAAAUGUAGUAUUUGUCUGGUGUGGCAUUCUUAAGCAUUGUACAUUCAGUAACAUUAAUUCUGUACCAAAAAUUGCUUCAUUAUAGUAUAAGAAUAUAAUUUGUUAAGAAAAAUAAAAGAAUAUAUUUUGUUGCA
Molecule: messenger RNA, 1951 nt
Organism: Rhineura floridana
Lineage: Eukaryota; Metazoa; Chordata; Lepidosauria; Squamata; Rhineuridae
Gene: MPP4
Product: MAGUK p55 scaffold protein 4
Cellular component (GO): adherens junction; plasma membrane
Molecular function (GO): protein binding
Source: RefSeq, a predicted model, not a curated record